GUCCGAAAUCCAGUUCGGGAAGUGCGCGCUCCCGCUGCUGAUGACGGCUAAGCUAGCUAGCUAACCGGAGACAUAACCGUCAUCUGCUCCUCUUGUCACCGUUAAUGUCGUCCUUCACCCCGGCGGAGCGUUUUAUUCACCAGCACACACACAUUUUAUAACACAGUUUAUAUCGGUGAUAUAUCUACGAUCAGGUUGGUUUGAUCCGCGGACUGGCCCCCAGUCUGAGCUAAGCUAACUGUUAGCCUCACAGCCAAAAUGGCGGACAACGAGGAUGACGGCGGUUCGACCAGAACAAUAACAGCCGCGGAGCCGCCCGGGGAUCAGAUCCCGAGACCCGGGGAGAGUUCACAGCCAACGGCCGCCGUGCGGAGCACUCAUGCCAGGGAGAGUUUAACUCCAGCGGCCGCAGAGCAGAGCCCCCAGCCCGGGGAGAGUUCCCCGGCCGGGUCCGUGUUGCAGAGCCCCCAGCCCGGGGAGAGUUCCCCGGCAGCAGCCUUAGAGCAGAGCCCCAAACCCGGGGAGAGUUUCCCGGCAGCGGCCGUAAAGCAGAGCCCCCAGCCCGGGGAGAGUUCCCCGGCAGCAGCCUUAGAGCAGAGCCCCAAACCCGGGGAGAGUUCCCCGGCAGCGGCCAUAGAGCAGCGCCCCCAGCCCGGGGAGAGUUCCCCGGCAGCAGCCGUAGAGCAGCGCCCCCAGCCCGGGGAGAGUUCCCCGGCAGCGGCCGUGUUGCAGAGUUCCCCGGCCGGGUCCCUGUCGUUGAGCUGCCCGGGGGAACAGACCCUCCUGCUGGGCCCAGAGUUCUCCAGCCUGGGCACGGACCUGGGGAACACCACCAUCCUGUACGUGCAGCCGGACGGCAGCCUGGUGGAGGGCUCCGGGUUGACGGCCGAGGAGCAGCAGGCUCUGCUGGAGCAGCUCACCCGCCAGCAGAUCGUCCAGGUAUCCGACACCGAGGCCGCGCAGCUGCUGCAGCAGAGCCAGCUCAUCAGAACCAUCCCGGUCCAGAACACGGCCCUGGACCCGACCCAGCUGCAGCAGGUCAUCAACCAGGUCACCAAGUCCCAGCAGCAGACCCAGGUCCACGUGCAGGUCCCCAAACAGACCCCGGUCCCCCAGCAGCAGACCCUGAAGCAGCAGCAGACCCUGAAGCAGCCGGUCCAGGUCCCCCAGCAGACCCUGAAGCAGCCGGUCCAGGUCCAGGUCUUAAAAACCCCCACCCAGAACAACGCUUCCCAGCAGCUGAAGAGCGUCGCCCAGCAGGUUGCUCUGCAGACGGGAGGCUUGGUCCAGGUGGUCCAGAAGAAGUCGGAGCCUGUCAGGAUCCAGAUCCAGGUUCCCCCCAAACAGGAAGUGAAGUCUCUCUCCGCUGCCCCGCAGAAGAGUGUUGCUGUCAGUCAUCCGCAGGUGAAGCUUUCGGCCAAUGGCAGUGCUCAGAUCAUCCACAUCCAGCCUGUGGUUGGUCAGCAGGGUCAGCAGUUUUUCCUGCAGCAGAGCGCGGGCGACGCCCCCAUCCAGCUGCUGCUGCAGAGCUCCGCCCCCGUCGUUGGAUCUCUGCUCCCAUUGGUCCACAAGCUCACCGGUCAGACGACAUCAGCAGGCCCCGCCUCCAGCCUGGCUCAGAAACCCACGGCGUCCCCCACCAGAGUCCAGACCCCGCCCACCGCCGCUGCUAAGGCUGUUAGCGUCCCGCUAACCAAACCCCCCGCUAACGGCACGGCGCCAGCCCCCAGUAAGAGUCCCAUUAAACCUCCUGCAGUCGUCACGGCGACCCCGGCACAGACCGCCAAACCUGCUACGGCCCGGCCGGCCCCCGUGGCCCCUCCUCCCGUGGUCCCGCCCAGCGUGGCUCCGCCCACAAAGGAGAAGAAGUUGAAGAAGCGAGAGAAGAAGGCGCUGAAGGUGCAGACCCGGUCUGGGCGUGUGUCCCGCCCCCCGAAGUACAAAGCCAAAGACUACAAGUUCAUCAAGACGGAGGACCUGGCGGACAGCCACCAGUCCGACUCCGACGACUAUUCCGACAUGAGCGUGGAGGACGAGGAGGGCGCGAGGAAGGAUGGCUCCGCCUCCGGCUCCUCCCCCUCGCUGACGUACAGCCACAAGUCGCGCUCGCACCGCUGCCAGACCUGCGACAAGGCCUACAUCGGCGCCGGAGGCCUGAACCGCCAUUACAAACUGAACCCGACUCACGGAGAGCCUGAUCCGCCCGGCAACACGCCACGCCCCCUCAGAGACAGCCAAUCACAGGAGACCACCACAGAAAGAGAGCCCGGUCUGCCCAGCAACACGCCACGCCCCCUCCGAGACAGCCAAUCACAGGAGACCACCACAGGAGGCGUCAGAGAGGAGGACAAACCUGCUGCCAUGGCAACAAACAGAGUGGACGGGGGUCCAGCGGCUGCUGCAGGACUGCGGGGCCUCCAUCACCGCGGCCCCGGCCGGCCCCGAGGUCGAGGCAGAGGAAGGGGGCGUGGCCGGGGCCGGGGCCGCGUUCUGGCUCCGCCCCCUAAGGUGACGGUGGGACUCGUUAGUAGGCGGGGCCGCCGCGGUCGUCCUCGGAAGAUUGCCGUUACCACGGUAACCUUGGAGCAGCAGGCGGAGAGGAGACGAGACCGACUGCAGGAGCUGGUGGAGCAGUGUGAAGACGAGGAGCUGAUGGAUGUCGUUCUUCCUCGUUUGACCAAAGUGUUGAGUCUCUGGGAGCUGCUGCUGGCUAAGGUGGAGGGGGGCGGUCCGGCUCGGACUCGGUUUCCAGACAUUUACCGUGAGUUUGAGUCCCUGCAGGCGCAGGUGAGACAGGCGGCUCAGGAUUACAUCAUCAGCCCGCAGGGCGGGGCCAUGCCGCUGGAGGUCAGGAACAUCGAGGUGGCCCGGUGUCUGGGGAUCCUGGAUGAGGUGAACAAGAUGAAGGUGGUUCCUGGAGCGUCUCCCAGCUCCAGUCUGACCAAUAAGAACGUCCGAUACAUGGAGAAUUCCAAGAUGCUGCCGCCUUCAAAGAGAUUCAAGAUGGAGAACAGUGUUUCCAUUCACCAGAAUGGGAUCCAGACGGUCAAAACAGGCCGGACCACACUGACCCCCGCUGUGACCUCUGUGACCCCCGCUGUGACCUCUGUGACCCCCGCUGUGAUCUCUGUAACCCCCACGGUGACCCCUAUGAAGCCCUGCUCGGUCUCCGUUACUCCUCUGCUGAUUGCAGCCGGAUCCAAACAGCCGAGCACCGCUGCUGCCUCCAGCGUCUCUGGCUCCGCCCCCACUCAGGCCCCGCCCCCUGGCACGCCCAUGGAGGUGGAUCCUGUGACUGCGAGCCAGGACCGGGUCCUUAGCUCCGGAGACAUCUCGGCCCAGAUGAAGGAGCUGGAGAAAGCUCUGGGUUCAAGUCCCGAGGCUCCAGAAAAAUCUGGAAACCCCGCAGACUCGCAGACCCCCGAGCCUGGCCUAGUCCCAGAGCCCGGCUUCACCCAGACCCCUGAGCCCGGCCCCCUCCCCGCCCAGACUCUGGCUCCCCCUCAGCAGCAGAAGGACUCGUCUGUGUCGCUGCAGGAGGGCCAGGAGAUCUACAUCCAGACGGAGGGGCUGACGGUGCAGAUGGCCGAGCCCGGUCUGGACCGGAUCGUGAUCGUCAACGGGCCGGACGGGACCACCAUGCACAUCCAGACCCCCGAGGGCGUCCCGCUGGAGGCGGUGCAGGCGCUGCUGGGCAUCGAGGCGUCAGAUGCAGCCACAAAUCCUCAGUGAACCUGAACACACCACGCUGACAGCCUGCAUCUUCAGGGUGGUGUUAUAAACCCCGGACAGAACCUGAACGCACCACGCUAACAGUCUGCAUCUUCAGGGUGGUGUUAUAAACCCCGGACAGAACCUAAACGCACCACGUUGACAGCCUGCAUCUUCAGGGUGGUAUUUUAAACCCCGGACAGAACCUGAACACACCACGCUGACAGUCUGCAGUCUUCAGGGUGGUGUUAUAAACCCCAGACAGAACCUGAACACCAUUCUGACUCUGUGGGAGUUUGAGGACAAACGGGACGAGGUGUUCCUUUAAUCUCUGGCCUGCAUCGCUCCGUUGACUCCAUGUCUCGGUCUUUCUUCUUCAGACUGAACUUUGUUUUAAAAACAAACAUGAAGUUUUUCUCCCAUGUCGUUGAAUCCGUGUUCAGAAACCCGAGCUGCUGUCUGAAGUCCACUUCUGCUUUUCAUUUUCUCUCGCGACUCGUUUCUGCUAUUUAAGAAAUAUAAACAGGAAACAUGAACUGCUGACGAACAGCUUCAACAUUAUUCUAACGAGGAUCCGUUUGAGUUCUCGCACUCAGUCUUAUUUAUCGUUCUCUGAUUGGUCCGUUCAGUUUCUCUUCCUGCCGUUUUUUAAGGAAUCUGGACUGUCUGUAAAUUUGUAAACUUGUUUUUUUUUUCUUCAGUGUUUCCAUAUCUGAACUUGUUCAUUUCAAAGUAAAAGCUGAUUGGUUGGCUGUUUAUAUGUAGAUAAAUACGAAAAACAAAGUUUAAAAAAAGGUGCACUAUUUUAUUACUUUUUAUAAAACUUCACAGCGAAACAUUUUCGGAACGUUUGGAGAACGCAACGGAACGUUUGGAGAACGCAACGGAACGUUUGGAGAACAGACUGAAAACUUUGGAGGAAAUGAAAGUUUGCUGAUUUGUUGAUGGGUUAAAACAUUUCCUCUUCCUCCAAUAAACUGAUGUGAUGAACUC
Sander lucioperca (pikeperch) is the source of this 4704-nucleotide messenger RNA. It is a transcript of the gene znf839, whose product is annotated as zinc finger protein 839. Lineage: Eukaryota; Metazoa; Chordata; Actinopteri; Perciformes; Percidae. The transcript has 14 exons. Bases 259 to 3732 code for a protein of 1157 amino acids. The record is from RefSeq and is a predicted model, not a curated record.